Molecule: messenger RNA, 1617 nt
Organism: Amyelois transitella
Lineage: Eukaryota; Metazoa; Arthropoda; Insecta; Lepidoptera; Pyralidae
Product: zinc finger protein 600
Exons: 3
Coding region: 239-1381 (380 amino acids)
Biological process (GO): regulation of transcription by RNA polymerase II
Cellular component (GO): nucleus
Molecular function (GO): RNA polymerase II transcription regulatory region sequence-specific DNA binding; DNA-binding transcription factor activity, RNA polymerase II-specific
Source: RefSeq, a predicted model, not a curated record
CUAGUGUUAGUUCUGGUUGCGUCCUCACUUAUUUGGAGGGAAACCCAGAGUUCGCCUGUGACCACGAUCCUGAUUUGGGUGUAAGGAAUUAACGAAUUAACUCCUGUCUGACGUAUACAUAUACGACCUUUGCCUGCUUAUCAACUUUUUUCAAUCUGCGUUGAAGACAACCAGUUGGCACGCAAAAUGUUUCCCCCGCUAGUUUUCAAGCACGAACACAUGUUGGUGUGUUAUAGGUAUGAAAACAAAAUCUGAAAGACUUGAGGCGAAACUUAAAAAGAAGAAACAAGUUAAAAUAAAACCGGGCGCCGAAUUACAGAAACAUCGCGUGAAUGCCAGAGAGGUUAUACUGUACUCAAACGCGACCCCCAUACGAUGCCGCGGCGGUGUCGGCUAUGCUUGCUGCUUCUGCAAAGAUCAGUUUCCUGACCCUGGAGACUUGAAAAGGCAUACCAAUGAAUCACACGAUGACAGUGAAAAGUCCACUUUCAUGAAAGGAAGAGACAUGAUAAGUUAUGUUGUAAAACUAGAUAUUACCGCGCUAAAAUGUAAAAUUUGUGAUGAAAAUAUUGACACAGUAGAAGCUAUGAUAGAACAUUUGAAUGCUAGUCAUAAUCAUGAGACGUUUCCUGAUGUAAAAAAUCAUAUUUUGCCUUUCAAAUUCGAAGGUGAUACGUUAAGAUGUUUCAUGUGCCUAAACGUUUUCAAUAAAUUCAAAGUUCUUCAAGAACAUAUGAAUACACAUUAUAGAAAUUUUGUUUGCGAUGUAUGUGACGCUGGAUUUGUUAACAGACAUAUACUUUAUUGUCACACUGAAAUACAUAGGAUAGGGAGCUUCAAAUGCGACCAUUGUCAGCUAGUAUUCGAGACAGUAAGAAAACGGAAAUUCCACAUUAGAUCGGCACAUGGUGACAUGAAUUUGCACAAAUGCGGCUACUGCAAUCAGAGGUUCAGAGAAAACUGGUACAAAAACGAGCAUUUGGCUGAAGUUCAUGGUGUUAAGAGCCCUAGUGUCAAAUGCCAAGCGUGUGAUAAAGCAUUUGACACACGGCAAGGAUGGUUGCUUCAUACCAAGAGGGUGCAUUUGAUGCAGAAGCAACAUAAAUGUAGUGAAUGCGAGAUGGAGUUUUUCUCCAAAAGGGAGCUCAACGAUCAUGCCGUGAAGCAUACGGGUUCUAGGGAACAUCAGUGUGAAAUCUGUAUGAAAUUCUAUGGGAGAUUAAAGACCUUAAAAGAUCAUAUGAGGAGAGUACAUGCGGAUAGACAGUUCAAGUGCAUGAAAUGCGAGCUGUCUUUCAUGCAGAAGUCGCGAUUAAGAAUACAUUUGACGUCAAAGCACAAAGAAGAUUUAAAAUCUGUGUCUGAAGAAAACCAGCAAUAAAUUGUGUCUAGAAGAACACGACAUAUCUUUCAUUUGUUUGUAGGGAUUUUGGUGUUUUGAAUUUAUCCUUUUUUUAGGUGUUAUGCUUUAGAAACUACGUGCUACACUCAACUGUGGUGUGGUUGAUAUAUUACUUAGGUCAAACACGCUCAAAAAUAAGAGAAGAUGAUAACGGACAAACUGAGAAAGUACCAUUAUUGAAAGAAUCUAGAAAACAACAGGAGAAUUUAAAGAAU